AGUUCCUAAAUCUCCUCUCUCAUUAUAGCCACACAUAACUUUUCAUUUCCUCUUAUUUUACUCUCUUUCCUCCCCUUUUGGACAUAUACUAUACCUUGUCCAAAACUGACAUAGUUUUAGUUUUCUGCAGACAAAGAUUGGAACUGUUUAUUACAAGUGACAAAAAUAGAAGAAGCAAGCAUGCCAAUGAUUUCAAGAGAUAGAGAUUUUGGAGGAAAGAAAGAAGAGGAGGGAGAAGGCAGCAAAAUCCCCAAAAUGGCCUCAUUAUUCUCCCCCUAUCCUUCAUCAAGGCAGUGGUCAUCAUCAGCCUCGAAGAACCCUAGAAUCGUGCGCGUGUCAAACAGCUUCGGAGGCAAGGACAGACACAGCAAGGUGCUCACUGUGAAGGGCUUGAGGGACAGGAGGAUUCGCCUAUCGGUGCCUACUGCAAUACAGCUCUAUGAUUUGCAAGAAAAGCUCGGCCUCAGCCAGCCAAGCAAGGUCAUAGAUUGGCUGAUUGAUGCUACAAAAUUUGAGAUUGACAAACUCCCUCCUCUCCCAACCAUGCCUACAAAUUACCUCCAAUUUCAUCAGCCAAUUGCACCAAUAUCAUCAAUGCCUAAUCAAGCAUAUGCUUCUGAGUUUCUCUCUCCAUAUUUGUUUAAGGAGAGAGAGGGUUUUGGUGGAUUUGUGGCACAGAAUUUCUUCCCACAAAACAGUAGUGAGUUUGCAACACCUUACAACAAUCCUAACCACUUCCAAUCAAUGGAGCCUCCAAAUUUGUCAUUGUCUCAAUUUGGAGGUUUAGGGUUUCCCUUCUCGAAAGAGCUCUCGUCGUCGUCUCAAGCUUCGAGUUCUCAGAAUUAUACUCCUCAUUUUCAGCCUUACUUUGUGGAGGAUAAUGAUCACUUGCAAUGGCAGAAUUAAUCAGUAACCCCAAUGAGAUCUUUCAGUUUGAAUGCAUCCUUUCAUUCAACUGAGAAUGAUAAAAACAAUGAGACUUAGCAUUAUAUUGUUGAUUUAUGGGAAAAGCAUAUAUACAAUGAGAGUUGUUAUAUAUAUAUUUUUGGGUAUUAUGGUAUACAUACACUUUGUAUUGACUAAUUAUGGCUUGAUUUCGUAUAAUUUUUGGAUUAUAGAAUAUGUACAACUGUUGAUUGAUUUAGAGAAUUUU
Molecule: messenger RNA, 1153 nt
Organism: Salvia splendens (bonfire salvia)
Lineage: Eukaryota; Viridiplantae; Streptophyta; Magnoliopsida; Lamiales; Lamiaceae
Product: transcription factor TCP13
Exons: 2
Coding region: 181-906 (241 amino acids)
Cellular component (GO): nucleus
Molecular function (GO): DNA-binding transcription factor activity; sequence-specific DNA binding
Source: RefSeq, a predicted model, not a curated record